CUUCACGGCUGCAGUCAGCAUCGGGAUCACCUCGCUUCGGAGCCGACUCGGAGCAAUCGACUCUCUCUCGGAGCAAUGAUGAUGCUGCGCGCGAAGGGGGCGCUGUCGAGGGCAUGCCAGAGGUCUUCUUGUGUCGGGGGGCUAAGACUCGCGGCGUUGUCGUCGUCGUCGUCGUCGUCGAACGCCAAGUUUGACAACGUCCUCGUGGAGAGGAGGGAGAGAGUGGGCAUAGUUACCUUCAACCGUCCAAAGGCGCUGAACGCGCUGAACAGUGGGCUGAUACAGGACAUUUGUUCCGCCGCGGAAGCCUUCGAGGGAGACCCCGAGGUCGGAGCUAUUGUCUUGACCGGCAGCGAUCGGGCCUUCGCUGCGGGCGCGGACAUCAAGGAGAUGGCAAGCCUGACGUUCUCCGAGGCGUACGGAGAAAACCGCUUCAAGGAGUUCGCGAGGCUGACCAGCAUAAGAAAGCCGAUCAUCGCGGCGGUGAACGGGUACGCGUUAGGCGGAGGCUGCGAGCUGGCGAUGAUGUGCGACAUCAUCUUGGCGGGAGAGAAGGCCAUGUUCGGCCAGCCCGAGAUCACCCUCGGCGUGAUUCCUGGCUGGGGGGGCACCCAGCGGCUGAUCCGGGCGGUGGGCAAGUCGAAGGCCAUGGAAAUGGUUCUCACCGGAAACCAGAUCGACGCCCACCAGGCGGAAAGAGAGGGAUUGGUGGCGAGAGUCUACCCCGCGGAGGAGCUGGUGGACCAGGCCGUCGCGAUUGCGGCGAAGAUCGGCUCCAUGUCUCUCCCCGUGGCCCUCAUGGCCAAGGAGGCGACGAACGCGGCGUACGAGGGCACCCUCGCAGAGGGGUGCCGCCUCGAGCGCAGGAUGUUCCAUUCGUGCUUCGCCCUGGAUGACCAGAAAGAAGGCAUGGCAGCGUUUGCCGAGAAGCGGGCGCCGAAAUGGACCCACAAGUGAGCUAGCCGUAAGCAGCUCGGCAACAGAAGGGGUCGGUGGAGGCCGCACGUCCGUCACCACGUUGUUCGUCGGUGUGUAUGUAUGAGCACCCCGCCCGCUGCUUUUGUUGGGAGAAGACACAGAUAGGGAGGAAGGUUGUAGCCUAGCCACCCCGAUGUGCAGAGCCCGGGGGGGGGGGGUUGAGCAGAGGGGCGUCGUCACCUCAUGAAGCUCUGAGGGCUGCGUAUGUAUGUAUGUAUCCCGUCGAGGACACGGAAUAUGUGGGAGACCAGCGCCUGCCGUGGAGGUGUGCCUGUUGUUGUUGUUGUUGUUGUUGUUGUUGUUGUGUUUCAGCAGGAGGUAGAACAUGCAUGUAUGUACUGCUCGCCAGCGGGCAGGAUGGGGGUGGGUGUGACCGAAUGGUCCAUCCAGGAACGUUGGAGACGGGUGCUCGACAGCACCACCGGGAGAUGAGGCAGCGGGGCGGGGGUGGGGUGGAGAGACGUCUCCCAAGAGCCAAGCGCAAAGAGAAUAAACACCACGAGACGUAACAAAAUCAAAAGUUCAGUUUCGUGUGUGUGUGAUGCCAGUUCUUUGAUUUCAUGGAGAGGGGGAACAACUACUGGGGGUUUAUAUUAUACGUAUUUUUGUUUGUUGUUUCUGUCAGGUUUUGGUCAAAACGCGACCUUCGCAGGAAGAAGACUCGGCUCUUUUGGUGUCGUUGACUUGGCCGUGAGCGAACGCUCAAUCAAUCAACAAAGCAAACAUA
Messenger RNA from Ectocarpus siliculosus, 1705 nucleotides. The record is from the annotation of a GenBank genome assembly. NCBI's taxonomy places the organism in Eukaryota, Phaeophyceae, Ectocarpales, Ectocarpaceae.